AUGGACAUAAGUGCAGGAGAAAUGCAGAAAAGGUUGCGAUGGUUUCAGCUUUCUCAAAAGCUGCAUGGAGAAGCGAAGAGUCCACUUGCAGAUCUACUUGAUUUGCGAGCGAAAGGCAACCAACGGUUCCAAAAGGGCGACUGGAAAGGAGCAAUCUCAUGUUAUUCUGAAUGCAUAGACUUCGCUCUUAAGAAUAAACAGGAACUUUGCAACAAGGAAGCCAUGGAUGAAUUUUUGAGUUGUUACUCUAACAGGGCAGAGGCGUUUUUAAAGCUGGAGGAGUACGGGAAAGCCGUAGAAGACUGCGAGAAAGCCCUGCAACUUCAUUCCAGUCAUCUCAAAUCCCUCUUUCGAAAGGGCAGGGCUUUGCACGGACUCAGAGAGUACAACUUGGCCUGUUCGUGCUUUCGACUAGCACUAGAGCAAUCCCCAGAUGCCAAGGAAAUAAAGUCUCACUAUUACAAAUCGAAGAAGAUGAAUGAAGAAAACCAGCAAGGUAUGUUUGAUCUCUCUGCCUAUAUUCUAAAUGGUUUCAGACAGCAGGAUAUUCCAGAGGUGAGCAAUUAUAUUGGGCCAGUGAUUAUUCAGAAGUCGCCUCUGCAUGGUCGAGGUUUGUUUGCUACCAAGGAUGUUGAGGUCGGAGAUACUCUGCUUGUGGAGAAUGUGAUUGCAACUAGUGGCAUCUAUAGUAGGCCAGUGGCCUUGACUAUCGAAGAGAGCCCUGCCAGCGAGCUUGAACGUCUUCAUCAAGACACAGUGGAACGAGCAGCUGCUUCCGCAAUGUCAUAUCCCAGGAUUUUGCGGCAAUUGCAACACCUUACUGAUUCAUCUUGGCUGAAGGAGACACAGGUUCCAGACAUGGAGUUGUUCAGGGUAAAUAACGGUGAUUAA
Cryptomeria japonica (Japanese cedar) is the source of this 891-nucleotide messenger RNA. RefSeq lists its product as uncharacterized. The record is from RefSeq and is a predicted model, not a curated record. The coding region runs from base 1 to 891 and encodes 296 amino acids. Gene Ontology annotation, molecular function: protein binding. NCBI's taxonomy places the organism in Eukaryota, Viridiplantae, Streptophyta, Pinopsida, Cupressales, Cupressaceae. The transcript has a single exon.